AUUUGAACGAGUUCGGAUGUUCAUUAAUAUUCGAAAUAUAACAUCAAUUAUACAAUUUAGAUGUCAAUUCGAAUUGGAUUAAAUUUUUAAUGCGAUAAUAAAAACAAGAGAAAAAAAAUUUGUAUUUCAGCGAAUUUAAAAAAAACUAAAAUACAAUAAUUUUUUUGUGGAUUAAUUGUAUAUAAUAAAUUUAUUUUCGUAUAAAGGAUAUUAUAAUUACUGUACAGAAUUACUUAACUUUUAAGUUUCAGAUUUCAUAAACAUCACAACAUAAGAAUUCUGUUGCCUGUAUACUUAUAUACCAAAAACGAACCAGCAACACAAAAUAUCAGCAGAACAGAACAGAAUGUCAACAAUUUAAAACAACAAAAACUUGGAAUUAAUUAAUUAAAUUAAUAAAAAAACAGAAACCAAGAAAAAAAAUUAAAAACCAAUAAAAUCAAUUUAAUUUUUAUCUCAAGAAAAUUAUUUAAGAAAAAAAAUUUUAUAAUCAAUGCAAAAUGGGUGCUACAAAAGUUGGCGGUAAAAAUUUAAUAAAAACUAGCCUGUUAUCAUUAAAAUUAGUGACAUUUCUUGUUUUAAGUGGCAUAUCAGCAGUUCACAUAUUAAACUCAUACCAACCAUUUAUAUGGGGAUUAAAUUUUGAAGAAUAUCGUAUAAUUAGCAUUGUAAUACCAUUAAUUUCAAUUAUUGGACCAUUAAUUGCUGGUCCAUUAGCUGAUAAGUUAGCUGCUAAAAAUACAAAUUCAUUUGGAAGAUCAUUAAGAUUUCUUCUUGCUAUAUUCCUUAUACUAUCUGCCAUUUUCUAUGCCUUAUUAUUUGUUAUACCACCGGUAAAAAGAGAAGAAGCACGACGUCCAGAAGUUAGUUUUAGUUGUGAUUCAACUGGUGCUGUUAUAUUUCAAGAACGUUGCUCUGAAUUAAAUGAACCAUGUCAUAAUUGGAAAGAGAAAAUUGGUUCAUUGGUAUUAACAAAUUGUACAUAUACAUGUCAAAAUCCAAAACAAUUUGAAAAUUUAUAUAAACCAUGGGUUAAAGGAACACCAGUACCACCAACAACAGAAACAAGUGCUGAAUCUGAUUAUCAUGAUUAUGAUGAGGCAUCAUCAAGUGUAACAGAAAGUAUAAGAUCAGAUAGUUUAAGACUUAUAGAUGAUUUAAAUAUUGAUGAUGGUUUAGAAAGGAUAAGUGCAGAACAUCGUUUUGGUAAACGUAGAAAAAGACAAGAUGUUGAUGUUAAUUUUGUACCAGAUAAAGUAUAUGUUGAACCACCACAUUUAUGUACAAAAGGCAAAAAUGAAAAUGGUACAGAUGUAAUAAAACAUUGUCACGUUUACACUGUUGAUACAGAAAAUUUAAAAGUUCAUGUAACAUUAAGAACAACAAAUCAAGAAGCCCAGCAACAACAACAGCAUCAACAAUCUCAAAAUGAAACUGAAAAUGAAGAAUGGUGUAAUUAUCCUCUUGAUGGAUUCCAAUGUAAUGUACCAGAAGCUCAAGCCGAAUGGAUGAAAGCCUAUACAAAUAUGUCAGAUUGUAAACCAACUGUUGAAUGUGAAGUUGUUGAUCCUUAUGAUAGCCCGAAAAGUGUUCUUGCCGACAGCCAAUGUAUUAAAAUUGAAGGUGAUAUCGAUACAACCUUAUGGGGUUAUUCAGUUUUACGUGCAAUUGCUGAAAUUUGGCCACUUGGAGCUUUAACAUUAUUAAAUACUGCCAUUAUUAUUGCUGUUCGAGAUACAUCUGAAGGUAGAGGGGAAGUAUGCCGACAAUAUGUAUGGGGUGCAAUUGGUUAUGUUAUUAUAAUACCAACAUUACAAAUUGGUUUUUCUAAAUCAUCUGAUGGUUCAUAUGAUUUUGCAUUAAUUGCAAUGAUUGUUGCUGUUGUAUCAUUUUUAGUUGCUGCAAUUGUACUUUUAACAUCAACAAGAAUGCCAAUAAGCCCACCUGAAUGGUGGUGGCAUACAAAAUCUGGUAUGCUUGUUUAUCCAAUGUCAGCAAUAAGAAAAUAUUGGCCAGAGAUGACAUUAGUUGCUGUUGUUGCUCUUAUAUAUGGUAUUUUCUGGGGCAGCAUACACAGUUAUUUUAGAUUUGAAUACAAUGAUACUGAAGGUCUUACAGCGAUUGCAUUAAUUUUUGUUUUAUUAUUAUUAUUCAAUCAAGAUAAAUUUAUUGAAUAUUGCGGCCAUUCAAAUAUUUUAAUAGCUGGAUUUUCACUAUUUAUAAUACGUUUUACAGCAUUAGCUGAAAAUAUACAUUGGUUAAAUGUUACAAUGGAAAUUUUAGAACCAUUAAUUAUUGGUAUGGUAUGGAUUACAUGUAUUUUAUAUAUGAGACAUGUUAUGCCAAGAAAAUUUACAGCAACUGGACAAGCACUUAUUGUGAUAAUGUUCUGGUGUUUAGGAAAAUUCUUUGGUGCUUUAAUUGGUUUAGCUAAAGAUCAUCGUCAACCACAUAAUGAUCAUUGCAUGUAUCAUGGUUUAGCAAUUGCAGCUUUAAUUAUUUCAAUUAUUUAUUUCAUUAUGUAUAAUUUGGUAUUAGCACCCAGAUGUGCAGCUAAACCACAACCAGCUCCAAUACACUUAUCACAACCUGCCUUAAAUGGUUCUGGUACAGCGACAGGUGGUAAUACUAAUAGUGGUUCUAAUGGUAAUUACACACCUCUUAGAGUUUAUCAUAACGAACGAGGAAAGAAAGGACAAUUUAGAUAUUAGAUUUUGACAAAAAUAACAAAAAAGAAAAAAAUUUGCAUAAAAAAAACAUUUUUUUUUAAUUAUUAGUUUUUGUAUUUUGUAAAAUUUUUGUCCUUUAAAAAUAGUUUUUUAAAUAUUUUGUAAAACGCUUCUUUUUAUUUUUUUGUUUUUAAAGUUAUUUUUAAAAAUAAUAAAAUAAUAAUUUUAAAUUUAAAGAAAAAAACACGCAUUAAAAAUACAUUUUUGAAAUUAAACCAAACUUAAUACUAAGAUUCCAGUGAAAUAAUGAAAAAACUUUGUCCCAGUAUAAAAAUUUGACAAAAGAUUGUAAGAAAAUUUAUAACUGCCAAACUAUUUUAGACGCUCAAUUAACCCAUGUGUAUCUCACAUUUGUGUCUUCUAUGUUAACCAUUUAUAUAAAUUCGAGAAUAUUACAAAUAUUCUUACUUACUAGAUUAGAUGAAUAAAUUACUUUGAUUAAAUUAGAAAAUCAUCGGAAACAAUUAAAUUUUCUUCAUAUAAUUGCAUCUGUCAAAAUUUAGAUUUACUAUUCGAACUCGUUUCUUUCAUUAAUGUAAUUGUAACAGUUGGUUUUAAUAAAUGGCUAAAAGUAUAUACAUUUAAUAAAUUUAUAUUGUCUUUGUAACAUGCCGCAUUGAAUAACACAAUGUAUAAUACAUAUAGUGCUUGUAUAACAAACUAAAUAACAUUACAUUAUUUUUGACAUAUAGCACUGCAAUUACUAUAUAUUUUCGUAUAUAUUAAUAAAAGAACUACAAUUAUUGCUGCAUACAUGUAUAAAUAUUCGACAUCAUUUAAUUUGAAUUCUUCACACAGAAACUUAGUAUUAAGUUUUAUGCCAAAAUAUAUUAUUUUAAUAUAGAAAACAUAAAAAAAAAACUAUGUAUAAUAAAUAAUAAUAAUAUAAUAUUUUAAUAAAAUUUGAAUAUAGUACUGAAAUUAUAAUAAAAAUAAUAUUAUUUUACUAUUUAUACAAAUAUAUUGCGUAUGCCUGCCGAAUUCAAUUUACAGUUCAAUAAAAUUUAUACAAAUAAACGAAGUUGGGAAAAAUUCAUACUAAUUUUGCGAUUUUGAAAUUUUAGUUACAUAUUGGCAACACUAUAAAAUAAGCACAGUUAAAUAAAAUAACCGUUUAUUUGUAUUUUAUUUUUGUUUUUUUUUUUUUUUUGUUUGCAUACGUAACUACCGACUCCAUUUUUUUUUGUAUUGUAAAUUUUAUUUUUCUGUUAAUUUUAAGUUAAAAAUUUUUUUAAAAACUAUUUAGAAAUUUAAAAUAAGGAGAAAAAAAAAUACUUUAAAAAUUUUAAGCAUUGCGAUGACAACAUUGUUUAUAUUUUAAUAAUAAUAAUAACAAAAUAAUAAACUCGUAAUUUAAUAACGAAUUCGAAUGAAUCCGAAUUCACAAAUUCAUUUUCGGAUUCGAAAAUAAUAAAGUUUUCGUAUGAACUAAAUGUCAAUUUUUUUUAAACUUAUAUUUCAAAAAUAUUUCUCAUUAGAAUUAUGCAAUAUUCUUUGAUUGUAUGAAAUUCAAAUAGAAACAACUAUAAAAAUUUAAGAUUUGAAUAAAAAGAAACAAGGUUGUUUAAUAAUCAGGGUUGCUGUAUCGCUAUUAAAUCACUAAAAUUGAAAUCGCAAUGGAAAUAUUAUGAAAGCUGUGUAGGCUGACGCGAUUAAAGUCAAAAUAGAAUUUGAAAUUUAAAAAAAUAAAAUUGAAGUCAUGAUCGAAUUCAAGAAUAUUUUGGAGCUUACUCGGCAACCCUGAUUAAAAUUACUAUACUUACUUUUAAUUAUAAAAAUUCAGUUUCUUAGACUUAUUUUGAAAAAUAUAAGAGAAAAUAAAAACCAAAUGUGUUCUUUUAAAAUUGAAGACAACAAAAAUAUUUCUUUUUUUUUUUUAAUUUUUUUUUUUACUAACUUUUAAAUUUUAUUGUAAUCAAAUUUUUUUUUUUAAUUAAAUUAAAUUUUUAAAAAUAAAUCUAAUCCAUGCAAAUUUUUACAGAACUAUAAAAACCAUGACAAUGUAAUUAAAAUUAAAAUAAAAUAAAAAAAAAUUUUAUUAAUAAGAAGUUUAAGAAAAUUUAUCUGUUAAACAUUUGUUUUUGAUAAAAAAAAAGGAAAAAAUUAAAAAUUAAAUGUUUAUAAUUUCGUAAAAUAAAAUUAAAAGUCUUAUUGUGUAUAGCGAAUUCGCCAAGAAACUUGGCGAAUGUUACCUAUUUUGGUAUUAUGUAUGGGGAAUCCGCCAGAAUCUUUUUGCGAAUUUACAAACAAUAAGAUAAGUGAAAAUACAAUGUGACAAGUAAGAAAAUUUGUCAAAACUAUCAACAAUUUUAUUUUCUUAAUUUACUUUAAAAUAUUGUUAAUAUUUAUUUCAGUGCUGCCAUUGUGUUAUUAAAUUCGCUCAUCAUACAUAAUACCAAAUACUAGCGAAUUCGCUAACUAAAGAGAAUUCAACAAAUUGGUGAAUUCGCAAUAUACAUAUAAAAAGUUCAUAAUUCACAUAAAACAGAUCAAUUUUAUUUUAAUCAUACGUAUGGUGAAUAAAAAAAAUUUGUUGAAUAUCUAAGAAAUUUUAUAUAAUAAUAACUACACUAUAUUAUGUACUUGUAUUUCAAAACGAAACUGAUU
Molecule: messenger RNA, 5336 nt
Organism: Condylostylus longicornis
Lineage: Eukaryota; Metazoa; Arthropoda; Insecta; Diptera; Dolichopodidae
Exons: 7
Coding region: 501-2711 (736 amino acids)
Cellular component (GO): membrane
Source: RefSeq, a predicted model, not a curated record